GAGAGCAUGGGGGGGAAGGUCAAGAGGGAGCUGACGGCCGAGAACGGGAAUGAAAUUGAGCCAUUGCCCACUGGGAGGUUUCAUAAACACCUAGCGUUGGUCACCGGGCCCGGGGAAUUAGAAACACCCGGUCCUGCGUUUGCAGCAGACGGGUAAACGGCUGCGGUAAGAGGCCCGGGUUCUCGCCGCCAUGUUUGUUGGGGGCAAUGUUCCAUGAACGCCCGCGGAGCCGCCAUCUUUAUUGGGAGCAAGAUGCUGUAGGGCGCGUGCGCAGUCUUUUGCCCGUGCGCUCACAGGUUCAGCUCAAGCCAAGAGGAAUGUGUGCGUCUCUGCUGCAAUUUUAUCCAGAAUGAAUGGCUGAAGGAAUUUUCUGUGGUAAAUCCCUUUUCUAGGAGAUGGGAAGGAUUGGUCCACGAGAAACCCAAACGAAACAUAUCAUCAAGACCUGACAGAGUCAUUCCAUUCAUCAGCACCUUGAAUAUCACCAGCUUUUGAAUGUGAAAGAAGCAAUGCUUAUCCUUGAAAAAGGAUUUCAGAACGUUUGAGAAGGACCUGCAAUGACAUCGCCUACUCACUGGGUAAUUCCUGAGCUGUGAGAUUUUUCUCUGACUUCACUUCUUCCCAUAGAUUUCCGGCUGGCGACUCCAGUAGGGGAUUUUUCAAAGCACAAUAUUUGUUUGGAAGAACAGUUUCACAGAUAUUAAAUGGGAGGAUUUGAGGUCGGAAGGGUGAAACCGAAAUCAUAUCAGGAUCUGAUGAAGUUGCCCAAUUCGUCGUUACCUUUUAAGAUCGCUGGAUUUUAAACAUGGAAGGAAACGGCGCCCUUCAGUGUAGUGUGUGUGGGCCCAGCUUCAGCCAGUCACCUGCCCUGUCCGAACAUGACUGCAGCCAAAGUGGGGGUAAACCUUGGAAAUGUGGAGACUGUGGGAAGGGAUUCAAAUCCCCAUCUGAGCUGGACACUCAUCAGCGCAGUCACACAGGGGAGCGGCCGUUCACCUGCUCUGAGUGUGGAAAGGGAUUCUCUCAAUUGUCCACCCUAAAGACACACCAGCGGGUUCACACUGGGGAGAGGCCGUUUACCUGUCCUGACUGUGGGAAGGGAUUCACUCAGUCCUCUGCCCUGCAGACACACCAGCGGGUUCACACUGGGGAGAGGCCGUUCAUCUGCUCUGACUGUGGGAAGUCAUGCUCUCAGUUAACCAAUCUCCUCGCACACCAACGUGUUCACACUGACGAGAGACCUUUCAAAUGCCCAGACUGUGGGAAAUGCUUUAAAAGUUCUGGGGAACUGAUGCGACAUCAACGCCUCCAUACUGACGAGAGACCGUUCAGGUGCUCCCACUGUGGGACUGGGUUCAAGCGAUCAUCUCAACUCACUGUUCACCAGCGAAUUCACACCGAGGAGAGGCCAUUCACCUGCACCGAGUGUGGGACAGGAUUCACUCGGUCAUCCCAUCUGCUCACCCACCAGCGAGUUCACACUGGAGGGAGGCUCUUCAUCUGCUUAGAGUGUGGAAAGGGAUUCACGCGUUCAUCCAUCUUGGUGAUACAUCGGCGCACUCACACCGGGGAAAGGCCGUUCACGUGCUCUGAGUGCGGUAAGGGAUUCAUUAAUUCGUCCAACCUGCUGAGACACCAGCGAGUUCACAAGCAACCACAAUGACUGAAUUUUGCUGUGGGUCACACCCAGUACUGAGCCAUGUUCAUUGGGGUCUGUUUCUGCUGAUAUUAAUAAAUUCCAGUCUAGUUUUAAAGGUUACUAUCAGCACAAAGCUCAAGUAAAUCAAGGUCAUGUUAAACA
This is a messenger RNA of Hemiscyllium ocellatum (epaulette shark), 1801 nucleotides long. RefSeq names its product gastrula zinc finger protein XlCGF7.1-like. Bases 806 to 1663 code for a protein of 285 amino acids. The transcript has 3 exons. Gene Ontology annotation, molecular function: DNA-binding transcription repressor activity, RNA polymerase II-specific. Gene Ontology annotation, biological process: negative regulation of transcription by RNA polymerase II. NCBI's taxonomy places the organism in Eukaryota, Metazoa, Chordata, Chondrichthyes, Orectolobiformes, Hemiscylliidae. The record is from RefSeq and is a predicted model, not a curated record.